Molecule: messenger RNA, 330 nt
Organism: Microthlaspi erraticum
Lineage: Eukaryota; Viridiplantae; Streptophyta; Magnoliopsida; Brassicales; Brassicaceae
Source: the annotation of a GenBank genome assembly
AUGGGGAAGAAAUCGGGGAGAGAAUGGAGAAGAAAGAGAGUGGCAGUGACUAUUCCCCAUAUUUUCGCAGCGUUUUACCUGAGGGGGAGAACAGAAGCGAUGGAGAAGAAAUUGAGAAUGGAGAAGAAAUCCAGAGAGAAAGGAGAAGAAAGGGGAAAGAAAUCGCGGACAGAAAGAGAGUGGCAGAUGGAAGAGAUCUUGAGGGAAGGCAAUAAGGCGGAAGCUCCGGUCCGAUCUCCACUCGCAGCGGAAGGCCUGAAUACCUCCUGGAAGCAAGAUCGCGAGGCUGAACAAAUCUUUGCAUCAAAUCUGACUUCCAAACGCUCGUGA